AUGGUAUUUCUAAGAAAACUCGCUCGAUCUCGCCCUUCUUUUCACUUUUCACUCUUUCCUCGGUUCUUAUCAUAUGUACGAUCAUCGGAUACUCUUGAAAUAUAUUCAACAGGAUCAUUUGAUGAUUUAAGGCGGGAAGGUUGUUAUUAUUUAGAUAAGACUCACUUCAUUUCUAAAAUAGAGGCUCUCCGUGCUCCUGCCAUCCUUUCCCUACGUCCUCGUAGUUUCGGAAAAACACUAUUCCUCUCUACUUUGUCCUCUUAUUAUGAUAUAAAAAACAGAGAACGAUCCGAACAACUUUUUGGGGAUUUAUAUAUCGGCAAAAACCCUACAAAAUUAGCAUCCUCAUUCCUCGUUCUGAAAUUCAAUUUUAUUGGACUUCGUACCAAUUCAACAUUCGAAAUCUUCGAGGAAAACUUUAACACAGGAUUGAAUAGAUUUAUGUCUAGAUUUAUGAACCGAUAUAGACAAGAAUUGGGUGAAUAUUUCCGGACUGUUUGUAUAAAUAAAGAUCCUUUGGACAAUUUCAUGAUGUUAUUGGAAGUGGUACAAUUAAGUGAUCGCAAGCUCUAUGUUUGCAUCGACGAAUAUGAUGCUUGUAUGAACGAAGCUCUUAAAAACGAAACACUCUUACAAUCUCUUAACGCUUAUAAUAAUUCCUCAGUUCAAAGUAAAGUCGAAAAAAUUGAGAGUUCGUUUAAACAAUUUUAUGGGUUGUUGAAGUAUGCUUGUGAUGAAGGCAUAGCUCGUAUUUUCCAAACUGGUGUUACUCCUCUCGUUUUGACCGAAUUCAACAUUUCGAAAGAUUUGGCGUUAAUUGAAGAAUUUUGGGACAUGUAUGGUUUCAAGAAAUCGGAAAUUGAGUUUCUCUUGGAUAAGGCUUUUGGAAAUCGUUUAUCAGCUAAUAUUAAAGAGGAAAUAAUGUCAUGGUUAAAGGAGGAAAAUGAUGGAUAUUUUUUUCAUCGUGAUCAACCUGAAGGGAUUUUCAACACUGCACGUGUUUUGCACUGUAUUACUGGGUUGAUGGAAGGAAUGAAAAAAUUCGAUGGUAAUUGGGAUCCUUUAGUUGCCCUUGAUACACUUCUUGACAUCCCCUCCCCUUACCGAGGCACUCAAUCGACGCCCUCUCGAAUCUAG
Messenger RNA from Acaulospora morrowiae, 1137 nucleotides. Lineage: Eukaryota; Fungi; Glomeromycota; Glomeromycetes; Diversisporales; Acaulosporaceae. The record is from the annotation of a GenBank genome assembly.